Molecule: messenger RNA, 1229 nt
Organism: Gossypium raimondii (Peruvian cotton)
Lineage: Eukaryota; Viridiplantae; Streptophyta; Magnoliopsida; Malvales; Malvaceae
Product: transcription factor MYB102
Exons: 3
Coding region: 129-1100 (323 amino acids)
Source: RefSeq, a predicted model, not a curated record
UUCCCAAGGUUUUUUUUCUUUUGCAUCCAACUUCACCUUCCUUCUUAUCUUUCCCCAAAAAGGCAAAUUUUAAGGUUGUCUUAAAGAAGUGUAUAUCUAUAUAUAUAUAUAUAUACAUAUAUUUGGAAAUGGGUAAACCUCCAGGUUGUGACAAAAAUGGAUUGAAGAAAGGUCCAUGGACUGCAGAAGAAGAUCAAAAAUUGAUUGAUUAUAUUCAAAAACAUGGCCAUGGCAGAUGGCGUACCCUCCCCAAAAAUGCAGGGUUGAAGAGAUGUGGAAAGAGUUGCAGGCUUCGCUGGACUAAUUACUUAAGGCCUGAUAUCAAGAGGGGGAAGUUCUCAAUCGAAGAAGAUGAAGUUAUAAUACAAUUACACAGUGUGUUAGGAAACAAGUGGUCAGCCAUUGCUGCUCGAUUGCCAGGAAGAACAGAUAACGAGAUCAAAAACUAUUGGAACACUCAUAUCAAGAAGAAACUAUUGAGAAUGGGGAUCGAUCCUGUAACUCAUGCUCCUCGACUUGAUCUGCUCUCUUCACUUCUCAGUUCAUCUCUUUACAAUUCUUCCUUAAAUCCAGCAGGUUUUGUCGGAUCAAUGUUUAACCCUAGUUUCUUCAGCUUAGCCACUGCUUUCUUAUCAUCAAACCAAACCAAAAACCUGGAAAUUAAUAACCUUGCAGGAAAUAUCCAACAAAUACAGAACCCUUAUGAACCUUACCAGGGAAACCAGGUUCCUGUUAUAACCCAGGUUGCACAAGCUGAUUUGAACCAGUUUUCUGCAAAUCCUGGUCUGCCAAAUUUGUGGCAAAUAGACAAUAAUGUUAGUGAUUCAAAGGGUUUUUUGCCGACCACCAUGCAAAACAUUAAUGGCUACAACCAUGGGUUUUAUUUAGGUGAUCAAAACCUGCAACAGGUAUGUACUUUUUCUGAGAAAAUACCAAAUUUGGUGCCUUUUGGAUCACUUUUAUCCACACCAUCUUCAAGCUCAACUCCUUUGAACAAUGGUAGCAGUACUGAAGAUAUUGAAAGGGAUAGUUAUUGCAGCAGCAACAACAUGUUGAUGUUUGAUGUUCCUAAGGGAUUAAAUGUCAAUGGAUGCAUGUAAUGUUUUUGAAAUAAAAAGUUCGAUUUUGAAGUGUUUUUAAUUGUGGGGAUUUUGACUAGGGUUAUUGCAUAUUUGUAACAUCUAUGUGGAAUCUUUAAUUAUUAUUAUUUUUUAGAAGUUUUUGUUGAA